UAGCGUCGUACUGGUUUCAUUAAAUUCAGGAAAACAAAGAAGUUACUAUUUUUUCAACUACAUUUUUUACGUACGAAGCGACUAACAUGCCAACGAAGUAUGAGAAUACUGCGGCCAAUCAGACCGCCUGUAGCCCUGGAAUGGGCACGUGACGAGCCGAAGCGGGGCUGCUGUCCCAGCAUGCUUUGUGGCGACAGUGGAUGGUCACACUUUCACCGUGUUAAUUAAUUAAUUAUGCUGAUUGCUCGGCGUGUGCAGUGCACCUGUAGCGACCACACCCGCACCUGGACCAACACUGCUAGCACAGACUGGUGGGAGCGCGUGGCCAUGCAAGAGUUCGAGCCACAGGAUUGGCUGGACAAGUUCCGCAUGAGCAGAGACACCUUCUUUUAUCUGUGCAACAAGUUGAGGCCCCGACUGGCGCGCCAGGACACGCAUUUUCGGUUGGCACUCCCCGUGGAGAAGCGCGUGGCUGUGGCACUGUGGCGCCUGGCUACCAAUGUUGAGUACCGCACCAUCAGCGCACUCUUUGGUGUGGGACGCUCCACCGUCUGCAAGUGUGUGCGUGACGUGUGCCACGCCAUCGUGGGGCUGCUCCGCCCACUCUACCUGCGGCAGCCCAGUGAGCAGGAGCUGGAGGAUGCCGCCCGGCUUUUUCACAGGCGUUGGGGAUUCCCACACUGCAUGGGAGCUGUGGACAGUCUGCAUAUCGCCAUUGUGGCACCUUCAAGCAACGCAGCCAGCUACUGGAACAGCGCCGACUGGCUGUCGGUGGUGCUGCAGGGCGUGGUCAAUGGACUGGGACAGUUCUGGGAUGUGUGCGCCGGAUUCCCCGGGAGCACCGAUGACGCCGCCAUCCUGCAGAACUCGGCCCUAUGGGCCGCGGCCAGCGAGGGCAGUCUCUCCCCGCAGCCUCCACGCCCCUUCAUGGGCCGGCCACUCCCGUACGUGCUGCUGGGUGAUGAGGCUUACCCCUUGCAGAGCUGGCUGCUCAAGUGCUACCCCGAGUCCCCGGAGCUCACCCCAGCUCAGCAGGUCUUCAACCAGCAGCUGAGCCGGGCUCGCAGUGUGGCAGACAGCGCUCUCCUGCGGCUCAAGGCUCGCUGGCAGUGUCUACACAAGCGCAACGACUGUAGCCUGGACCUGGUGCCCACCAUGAUCCUGACCUGCUGCAUCCUACACAAUGUGUGUGAGGUGCACAGGGAUGCCUUUGUCGAUGAGUGGCUUGAGGCAGUGAGCGACGCCAAAUGCUCCCAACCCACCAGCUCCGUUCCUGCCUUGGCGGACGACCCCACCGCAGAGGAAGUCCGGUCACUGUUCUGUGACUACUUCCAGCAGGAACAUGACUGAAGGCAGCUUUCCUGGCUCUCUGUCUCGAGCAGAUGCUAGUAACCUCCCUGUAUUAAUUACACCAGGGAAUCAUCUUCAUAUAUUUGUGCUUCCCUCGUGUUAAGUGGCCCAGGGUGUCCAGCGGGGGGAAGGAGAGGGAUUUCGGCUUCGCUUCAUCAUACACUGUAUCACUACCAUAUAGGUAGCAUUCAGAUGUCAUAUUUUAAAAAUGCUUGACAGUGAGCCACGCAUGACACGGUUGAAACCCUAAAACACACAGCCUCGGUGCUGUAAACACAGUAUACAUGGGUCAUACAUGAUUCAUUCUUUCACCAUGUUAAAAGCCCCUUGUUGUAUAAGGCCAGGAUGCUGUCUUGCUGUCUGUCUUUCCAAAACAGAAUUUGUAAAGAAGAUGCGUAAAUACCUAGAACUCAACAUAUGUAGAUGGUUAAAUAGGUGACCUUACUUUUGUACGACAACAAAUAAA
Scleropages formosus (Asian bonytongue) is the source of this 1816-nucleotide messenger RNA. Its product is annotated as protein ANTAGONIST OF LIKE HETEROCHROMATIN PROTEIN 1-like. Bases 235 to 1350 code for a protein of 371 amino acids. The record is from RefSeq and is a predicted model, not a curated record. Lineage: Eukaryota; Metazoa; Chordata; Actinopteri; Osteoglossiformes; Osteoglossidae. The transcript has 2 exons.